Molecule: messenger RNA, 1871 nt
Organism: Oreochromis niloticus (Nile tilapia)
Lineage: Eukaryota; Metazoa; Chordata; Actinopteri; Cichliformes; Cichlidae
Gene: slc46a3
Product: solute carrier family 46 member 3
Exons: 6
Coding region: 158-1594 (478 amino acids)
Biological process (GO): vacuolar transmembrane transport
Cellular component (GO): lysosomal membrane
Molecular function (GO): transmembrane transporter activity
Source: RefSeq, a predicted model, not a curated record
AUCGUGUGUGCCUAGAGGUGGGACAUCGGCAUUUCAUAACCUCUGACAUUUCUGUAUAAAACAAGCGCUCCGACCUUGCUCAUAUAAACAACAUUGGCCGGGGGAUUAGUAAUUAUGAUGUAUGUGACCCUGACGAUUUUUUAAACAGCCCUUAAACAUGAAGAGGCUUUUCCUUGUGGAGCCGGUGGUGGCCCUGUAUGCUUUUGCCAGUUUCCUCACCUAUCCGCUUGUGCAACAGUAUGUAUACAGGAGAAUCUGGCUGCAGGUGACAAACACCACCUACCUGAGCUCUGACAACACUUCCACAUGUGUGGCAAGCAGCAACAGCAGCAACCAGUCUCACUAUAAUGAGGAGGUACAGAGGCAGACAUCUCUCUUCUCCGUUUACACAAACAUCCUCUCCACAGUCCCAUCUUUGGUGGUCACUCUCAUACUGGUGACCUACAGCGAUCAAGGAGGACGCAAGAUAGCCAUCAUCAUGCCUGUGAUUGGCACAUUGAUCUACACAUUGUCUUUGCUGACUGUGUCCUACUUUGAACUUAGCAUUUACUUGCUCUUUGGCUCCUCAGUUCUUAGCGCUCUGUGUGGUGGUUUGGGCACAUUUCUGGGUGGCUGUUUUGCCUACAUAGCAGACUUGUGCGAGGAUGAUCGUCAGAAGACAUAUCGCAUGGCUGGAGUGGACAUGAUGAUUGGCCUGUUGUCUGGACUGGCUGCAUUAUCGUCAGGCUACUGUCUGAGAGCUGUGGGAUUCAACUGGCCUUUCCUAACCUCUUCAUUGAUACUCGUUUUGAUCCUGCUCUAUGCCAUCUUUGUCCUUGAGGAGACUGUGAAGAAGGCUCCAACUGGUGCCGUUACUUUAGAUGGAUCUCCUCGGUAUUUAGGCAUGAAACAGAUGCUCCGUGGGGUCUGCCAGAUGCUUGCAGGGGCCAGCUGCAGGUGGAAAACUGUUCUGGCCCUUCUCAUUAUUAUCUUCACUUGCACUUCCUUUGCGUAUGUAGGAGGGAUCUCCGUAAUAACGCUGUACGAGCUCAGUGAGCCGCUGUGCUGGACUGAGAUUUUGAUUGGCUACGGCUCAGCACUGUCCACCACUGUCUUCCUGACCAGCUUUGCAGGAGUGUCCCUGUUUACAUACUGUGGUGUGCCCCAGCUGCUCAUUGUCCUGUUGGGGAUCCUGUCUGUUGUAUCAGGCAUGCUCACCGCGGCAUUUGCUAAAACAACCUUGUUGAUGUUUAUAGUGAGGAUACCAAUGCUACUGUCUAUCAUGCCUUUCCCUGUACUGCGCUCCAUGAUGUCAAAGAUUGUCCCAAAGUCUGAGCAGGGAGCCCUGUUUGCCUGUCUUUCCUUUAUGGAAAGCUUGUCCAAUAAUGUAUCAUCUGUAGUGUUCUACAGUGUUUAUGCUGCUACUGUGGCGUGGUGCCCAGCCUUCGUCUUUCUGUUGUCUGCAGGACUCUGUGUGAUUCCUUUGACUGCCUUGGGCGUGGUGAGCGUGAUAGGAGUGGAUGUUGCCACAGAGGUCCAAAGGCCAAAGCGUUUCAAUUCAGAGGAGGAGAAUCCUGUCCAAGAUCAGAGUGAUCACAGCCCUCUUCUUACCUGAGACGCCAGGACUACCAAACACUAACAGCACAUUGCUUGUUAAGAUUAUUAUUAUUAUUAUUAUUAUUAUUUUUGAGUGUAUGUGGUUUAUUUUAAUUUUAUUUUUGUUUUAUAUGGUGUUAAUGUAGGUUACAUUUUCUUCCUUUGUUGCUAUGCUUAUUGGAGUUAUGGGUAAACAGAUUUCUCCACCUCUCAGAUUUAACAACUCUAGUUAAAAUUGGUAGAAAUAAGUCUGACCAUGACAAUGACAUUUUCAAAAACAUUUUCUAUUUACAUUA